AUGGUUAAGGAAUUAGGUGAUCAUGAAGCUCUUGAACUAUUUAGUAUGCACGCCUUUCAAAAAAAUAAACCUGAGGAAGAUUAUUCAGAACUUACUAAUCAAGUUAUAUGUUAUGCCAAGGGCAUUCCAUUAGCUCUAUCAAUAAUUGGUGCCAAUUUGUAUGGAAGAAGUGAAAUGGAAUGGAAAAGCGCAUUAGAUAAGUAUGAAAGGAUUCUUGACAAAGAUAUUCAAAAUGUACUCCAAGUAAGUUAUCAAGGAUUGGAUGAAACGGAACAAAAUAUUUUUCUCGAUCUUGCAUGUUUCUUCAAGGGUCUUUCCAAGGAUUAUGUUGUGGAUAUACUAAAUUCUUGCGAUCUAUACCCAGUUAUUGGUAUUCAAAAACUUAUUGAUAAGUGCCUUAUAAAUGUUGAUCAAUUUUACAAAUUAUGGAUGCAUGACUUGCUACAACAAAUGGGUAGAGAGAUUGUCCAACAGGAAUCACAGCAAAAACCUGAACUACGUAGUAGACUAUGGUAUUAUAAGGAUGUUUUUGAAGUACUAACGGAAAAUAAGGGAUCAGACAACAUUCGAGGCAUGAUAAUAGUCUCACCUGAACCGACAAAGUUGCAACUAGAAGCUAAUUGUUUUAAAAAGAUGAAAAAUCUCAAGUUCCUUAUGGUUGGUAAUGUAGAUAUUUGCAGGGGUCUUGAAUAUCUCCCUAAUGGAUUAAGGGUUCUUGAUUGGCUGGGGUUUCCUUUAUCCUCCUUACCAUCCAAUUUUCAUCCUCAAAAACUCGUUGCACUCAAUAUGCCACAAAGUCAGAUUAUAUUAGACAAGCUUUUCAAGAGGAUACAAAGUAAAAGCUUGACACAUAUGAAUUUUCGUAAUUGUCAAUACAUUAGGAAAUUACCGGACUUAUUGAGUGCAACCCCAAAUGUAAAGAAAUUGGAUCUCCGUGAUUGUAGAAAAUUAGUCAAGAUUCAUGACUCUAUUGGAUAUCUUGAUAAGCUUGAAAGCUGGGACCUUUGGGGUUGCUUUGAACUUCAAAUUCUUCCAAGUUGCUUUGUGAUGAAAUCUCUUAAAAUUUUAAGUCUUUUUCAUUGCAAAAGGGUUAGGAGGUUCCCCCAUAUUUCACAAGGAAUGGAAAAUUUAAAGUACCUAAAUAUAGCACACACUGCCAUUACAGAGCUUCCACCAUCAAUUGGUAAUCUCACUGGGCUUAAGCGAUUAGAUAUAGGUUCCUACUAUUCAUGUCAACUUCCAAUUAGCAUUUAUGAAUUGCAACAUCUUCGCAUACUCUGGCUUUGUGGUAAUGUCCAAUUUCCAAAGAGUGUGGGAAAUGGUAGACAAGCACGGUGCAAUUUUCUAAAAAAGUUGACUUCUUGUUUCACCCACAUAGAGAAAAGUAAAGAUUUGAACAUCCGAGAAAGCAUUAUCAAAUUCAAUAUAUUACAGGGGCUUCUAAUUAGGGAUUCCAAGUUCCUUAAAAAAAUUCCAAAGCUUCCAGAAGGUAUAAGAAGAAUAGAUGCAAAAAACUGCAUUUCGUUGAAUUCAGAAUCAUUAAGAAAAUUAAUCCUUCAGUUUGGAAGAAAGUUAGGCCUUCCACAAGAUAUGAAAUGUUUAGGUGUGAAAGGGACCGUAUUAAUGGAUUUGCAUUCACAUCGCAAAUUAUCGCAUAAGAUUGAUUUCUUUUCCCAAGUCUCCCGCUCCCAGUUUGACGUAAUGAAAGGUGAGUCCUUUCCCAGUCUAGAUGCUCAUCUGAUGAUUGAUUUUGGAGAGAGAUAUGAUAUUAGAGUACCAGGAAAGAAGAUUCCAAAGUGGUUUAACCAUAAAAGUACAGAGAGUUCCAUAUUAUUCAGAGUUGGUCCUGAAUUUCCCACAUUUGCUCUUUGUGUUGUUUUUCAUUUAGUUCCAUUGAAGGACAAUUUUGCUAAUAAUGAUAAAUAUGGUUCUGUUCAUGAUGAUAUAAUCAGUUGGGUUUGUGAUCUUAGAAUUUUCAUCAAUGGUCAUAAGCAACCUUUGAUUGAGCGGGCGUUCUUUCCGCAUCUGAAGUGUGAUCAUCUGUGGUUUUACGGUGAGCCUCACGGCCAAUUACAGAGGAAAUUCAAAGACUUGAUGCAAGGAGAUCAGAAUCAUGUUGAGAUUUCAUGUAAAAUCUCUCAUUGGACAAGUGAAUCUGGAAAAUUUGCUCCUAUGAUUGCAAGGAUGGGGGUACAUGUGGAAUGCAUUUGUUCUCCUUAGAAUUUUGUUAUUAUCCAAGACAACUCUCAAAAUGCUGAUGACUCUGAAGACACUAUGCUCACACCUUUUCUACCUCCUUGCUCCACUUCUAAUGGUUCACAUACGAAUCUUGGGUGUCUCAACGGACUCAGACACAAAAACCCUAAUAACACUAGGUGACGACAUCUAAUUCAAGGCUUCCAAUGGAUAUAGCAAGUUGGUUCGACUAAAAUUUGGGUAUUGACUCAGCAAAUGGUAAUGGGUUUAAGUUGGUUUCUUCUUCAAUAGCCCAUACCUAUCUAAAAGUAAAUAUUCCCAGAUUUGGCUGGUCAAAUUGGACUUCUGCUUGUGUCUCCACUGUCAUAUUCUUAGAUCCUGCUAACAAAUUUCCCACAGGCUUCUUCAGCAUUAUGCAGAUUUCCAAUAGGGAUCCUGUAGCCCUUCUCUUCAACUUUUUGGUUAUGAAGAUGCUGAAAGAGUGAUUGCAAGAACAGCAAGAGGCAUUCUUAUAAUGUUUCAGGUGGAGAUGUACUACAAGGUUUCACACUUCAUUAUAUAUGAUCCCAUCAUCCUCUAUUGGAGAUGUACUACUGAGCUAAGCUAUCUUAGUUUUCUGCUUCUUUGCUUUGAGAGAUUUCUGAAUUAAACAUGAAUAUGGGUUCAAGUUAAUUGGUUUGAGCAGAUGUUGAAUCGGCAGGUGUUCUGCACUGUAAGGCAGGUUCUCUUCCCAUGCCAUAUUGAGUUAGAUCUAAUAUUUUCAUAUUUGGAACCCAGAAAAAAAAAACCCUUAUUUUAUUUAAUAGAUUUUCUUGUCCUGCCUAACUUAGGCUUCUAGGAAGGGGUGCCCUGUCUCAGAUCCAAUUUUUUUCAUCCUGAUUUAUUCCCUUUUAUAUGUUCUUGUUAUGAGGCUUUAAUUAUUUUUAUUUGCAAAUGAAUUUGCAAUCAUGUUAGCAAGUCAGUGAUAAGGAAGGUGGUGGAGCCCUGUCUUAGAUCCAUUUGUAACCUUGCAUUAAGUUAAGAUGUAGUUGUAUCCGCUUCUAUGAACUCCAUUGUACCCAAAACAGAUCUUUGUUCUUUUGCAAUAGCUAUGUGAUAUCCUCUUCAUUCCUAUUUCUUGUAGUUAAAUAUUAGGCCAGACAUGAUCAUAAUUAAAAGAUCUUUUUUGUGUGCUAAUUACCUUUGAUUCUGUACUUAAAUUGAUUGUAUCUUUUUUUGCAUUAAGUUAUAUUUGGCUUUUAAGCAGUUCUCAAUACAAUGGUUUUUUUGCAACGUCAAGAGUCGUAUUUCGAUUCAGUUCUGGCAAGGAUUAUUAGCACGACUUACCGAAAUUUUUUUAGAAGGGUUAUAUGUUGAGGAUAUUAUAAGAGGUGCAUACAAUAUUCUUGUACUUUUGUUUUUCUGGUGUCACUAAGAAUGAAAGACAGCUGCUGUGACACUAAGUGCACAAAUAUAGGCAAUUAUUUCAUUUGUUUCUUAAUAGAUGGCAUUUGAGGAAAGACAGAUAGCACUUAUUUGAAGACUUUGCAAAAUGAUUUUAAACUGUUGGGGAAAUUUUUUAGCUUUGCAGAUUAUGUUGGUGUGGUUGUAGAGGAGGAGGGGGGGUGGGGUUAAAGAUAGAGGAGGAGAAAGCAGCACAAAGUUCAAGUCAUUAAACUAACUUGCAUAACUUGUAUGUAUAUAUUGGUGGGGUUAUUGUAGGUGAAGUGGAUGACCUCCAUUGCCAAUAGUGAGCUUGAUGAAAGAGUAUACGGGCAUCAUGGAUCUCCUCAAUUAGAAUGGCUUAGCUUGGGAUGAAAUUUGCAAAACAGUAGUGGCUGAUGUUGAGCUUUGGGUAGCUAAUAUCAAGGAUCAUCCGGAUGCAACUGCAUACCAAGAUAGGAUCUCAUAUUUGUGAUUUGUGCUUCAUUAAUGUUAAUGAAAGUUAGGAUGGAAGAUCAAGUUGUUUGGACAAGAAAAUGGAGGUCAACAAUAAUGCCUUUCUGAUGGGAUCAAUGAUAUCUUGGGAUAUGCAAUAUCCAACUAGAGAGUUUGAAAUAUCUUAUCAGAGGAAAAAACAGAAAGUCUGUAACUUCUUAAGCCUCAGCAUGUUCUCGAAAAGUUCAGAGAACAUCUAUGAAGAUAUACAAGAAGCAGUUGACGAAAAGCCAUGAGUAGUCAAAACUGAUUUGGGUACUGGGUACUGAGAAGGACAAAGACUACAAUUCAAUAGAAUGUAUUGUCACAACACUUUAAAUUGUUCCUGAGAUAGAUAAGAAGCUCUCUUUGGAGGCUUGUGAAAUUUUUGAAGAUGAGAGAAUGGCCAAGAAUUUUGCAGUGAGGAAAUGGAUACUGAGAAAGCUUUGACAGUGCAUAUAUUCUGUUUGUCAGUUUGGAAUUUAAUUUAGGUAUGGUUCCAAAGUUUUGUCAAUGUAAUGUUAUUUUAUCAAUACAAUUUUCUGCAUGAUUCCAUUGACAUAGUCAAAUUAUUUUCAAGUGCUGAA
This is a messenger RNA of Quercus lobata, 4679 nucleotides long. RefSeq names its product disease resistance-like protein DSC1. Gene Ontology annotation, biological process: defense response. The transcript is spliced from 6 exons. The record is from RefSeq and is a predicted model, not a curated record. NCBI's taxonomy places the organism in Eukaryota, Viridiplantae, Streptophyta, Magnoliopsida, Fagales, Fagaceae. The coding region runs from base 1 to 2220 and encodes 739 amino acids. Gene Ontology annotation, molecular function: ADP binding.